UUCUCGCGACAGAAGUCAACGUUGUCUUUUGUUUUGUUUUUAAAUAUCUAGUCACAAAUAUUUAAAAGAAAUGACAACAUAUAAUAAAUGAAAUCAAAGUUUUUAUUGUAAAACAAUUGGAAUUAAAAUAAAGUGCUUCGAGCUACAUAAUAUAAUGUUGCUCUUACUACUUUUACAGAUUAUCAUCUUUGUUGAUGUCAAAAGUCAAGCAAAUAAUCAACAACAGAAUGGAUUUGCCCAACAAAAUAUAAAUCCAACAUACUAUUAUCCUGAACAGACGUCUUAUAGAUUGAAUAGAAAUGUACCAGGAUAUGCGGUGUACCCUAAUGGAAAUCAGAUAAACAGAUUUAGUGCAUUAGAUCAGGAUACUAUACCUUCCUUAGGGAAUAGAAAUGGAGAUCUUGGUUUUGUUCCACUACAGGCAGGGGUUUCCAAGCCAAGUGUACUGCUGCAGAAUGAAGCACCACAACAAGAAUUGUUGAGUAAUGUCAGUCAUGGUAUCACUGAUUUAGGAAUUAAUCUGUUAAGGAGUGCGAUGCAGUUGCAACAAGGUAAUAUAAUGAUGUCACCAACGUCAAUAGCGACUCUUUUAGCCCUUUUGCAGCAAGGAACGACUGGUGGUGCACAGGAACAGAUAACCAAUUCGUUGCAUAUGGCGCCAGAAAUAACAGCGCCAAUUUAUAGGAGACUGACCAUAGACAUGAGAAAACGUAAUUCACGAAACAUUCUGACAGUAGCCAAUAAUGUGGUAGUAGCUGAUACUUUCGAUCUGUAUCCAGCGUUUAAAACUACUGCUAUACGUAAUUUUGGUAGUGAAGUAACCCCAAUGAAUUUCGCUGGGUCCGAACAAGCAGCUAAGAAAAUUAAUAAAUGGGUUGCUGAUAAUACGAAGAACAAAAUAACAGACAUGCUACCACCAGACAUUUUCAAUUUAAACACACAACUGGUGCUUGUGAAUGUAGUGUAUUUCAGAGGGCUUUGGGAGACAAAAUUUAAGCCUGAAGCAACUAUGCCCCGAGAAUUUCAUCUGAAAAAUGGGCAAUCUGUGACGGUACCAUUUAUGCGUUUACAGACCUCUUUCAAGUUUGGUGAAGAUCCGAACACAAAUUCCGUUGUCUGCAUCAUGCCAUUUGAGCGAUACCAAUAUUCACUUAUCCUAAUUCUUCCAAAUGAGGGUUCUAAUACAGAAGAAUUAAUAGCAAAACUCACUGAUGACGAUGUUAUUAACUAUCACGCCAUGACGCCAGUUGAUAUGCAAAUUGAGAUACCCAAGUUCACGAUGAAGUCUGAUACAAAUCUUCAACCGGUUUUGAAACAGAUGGGCAUUAAAAACCUUUUCAAUUCGCAAUCCGAAUUGGCUGGUGUCGGUAUAUAUCGUACAUUUCCACCACAAAUAUCUGAUGCCUUACACUCAGGAUAUUUUAGUAUAGAUGAGCAAGGGGCUACUGCGGCUGCGGCAUCUGCUUUUGCAGCUGUUGCUCUUUCGUUUGAGGAUCCUCUACCGUCAUUCAGGGCUAAUAGACCCUUCGUAGCGAUACUAUGGGACACGCAAUUCGCUAUACCGUUGUUCAUGGCUCGUAUAGAUGAUCCAUCGAUAUUGAAAUGAAUUUUACUUAUAUUAUGUAUAGGUUUAUAUUAAAUUUUGUGUAAAUAAAAUAAUUGGUGUAAUGUC
This is a messenger RNA of Colias croceus (clouded yellow), 1672 nucleotides long. RefSeq names its product serine protease inhibitor 3/4-like (gene serpin-12). NCBI's taxonomy places the organism in Eukaryota, Metazoa, Arthropoda, Insecta, Lepidoptera, Pieridae. Bases 155 to 1606 code for a protein of 483 amino acids. The transcript is spliced from 7 exons. Gene Ontology annotation, molecular function: serine-type endopeptidase inhibitor activity. The record is from RefSeq and is a predicted model, not a curated record.